Molecule: messenger RNA, 555 nt
Organism: Paramuricea clavata
Lineage: Eukaryota; Metazoa; Cnidaria; Anthozoa; Malacalcyonacea; Plexauridae
Source: the annotation of a GenBank genome assembly
AUGGACAAAUAUGAAUUUAGAAAUAACUUUCGCCUGUCACGUCCGGCCUUCGUCAAACUUUGCCAAAUUCUCGAGCCUUACAUCAAGAAGGACACCUUUGCAAAGAACAUGAUACCGGUCCAGCAUCGUGUUUUAUUGACCCUGUAUUAUCUUGGUAAAGGAGUAAAUUUCAGGGCUGUUCCAAAUCAAUUCGGAGUUGCUGUUCCCACCGUCUCUGUGAUUGUCCAACAAAUAACAUCAGCCAUAAACAGACAUCUGCUUCCUGAUCUGAUUAAGUUUCCAACCACCGAAGAACAGCUCUCAGCAACGAUGAAAAUAUUUCAAUUUCCAAACUGCGUAGGUGCCAUCGAUGGUAGUCACAUCAACAUAAAAAAGCCAGUUGUGCAUCCAACUGAUUACUACAACCGUAAAGGAAACUAUAGUAUUCUGAUACAAGGUGUGUGUGAUAGUAACGGUAAAUUGUUAAGCAUUAGUUGUGGCCACCCUGGCUCCAUACAUGAUACACGAAUGCUGAGAAUAUCAACAUUUUACAACAACGUUCAAACUAAAAGGUAA